UAUACUGGAAUACAUAACCCUCUCCGCCAAUAAUUUCUCUCCCCCACUCUCUCUCUCUCUCUCUCUCUCUCUCUCUCUCUCUAUAUCUAUAUAUAUAUAUAUAUCGUCUUUGUGUCAUCAGAAUUAAUUAAUUUCCCCCAAACAAACCCAGCUGUAAGAGAGAAGCCUAGGUAGCUAGCUAGAAUCCACAUACACUAAUACAACAAUGGCAUCAUCGCCGGAAUAUUCCUCCCCGAAAGCAGCAGCCGCCGGCGACACCCCGACGGCGAACGGCGGCGGCGUAGGGAAUCCUCCGGUUGAGCUGGUGCUGAUACACGGGCUGGGGAGCGGCGCGUGGUCGUGGUACAAGGUGAAGUGUCUUUUGGAGAACAGCUGUGGUCAUAAGGUGACGUGUCUUGACCUUACGAGCGCCGGAAAAGACCAAACUGACCCCGCCGACGUCCACACCUUCGCCCACUACAAUAAACCCCUCAUCGAUUUCCUCUCCUCCCUCCCCACCAACCACAAGGUGAUCCUGGUGGGUCACAGCGCGGGUGGACUUAGCCUGAGCGAUGCAAUAAACCAGUUUGGAUGUAAGAAGAUUAAGGCUGCUGUGUUCCUGGCAGCCACCAUGUUAAAACGUGGCUUUCAUGCUCCCCAGGACCUCAAAAUAGGAAUACCAGAGAGAUUUGGAGGAGGAAAAGGAGACGACAAAUCAUCAUCGGUGCCAGCUGUCAACUAUGAAGAUCAACAGCAACAAAGUCUCCUACUCUGCCCAUUGGAGGACGUCGUAUUGUCGGCAUUAUUGGAGAGGCCGGGGCCACUCCCGGCUUUAGCAUCGAGUAAGUUUGAGGAGGGUGAGGACGCGGACAAAGUGCCGAGAAUAUAUAUCAAGACAAAGUACGACAAUGUCUUAAAGCCGUGGCAACAAGAAGCGAUGAUCGAGAAAUGGCCUCCCGAGGAUAUUUAUGUGAUGGAUAGCGAUCACAGCCCUCUAUUAUCGAAUCCGAUUAAGCUUUCGGGAUUAUUGCACAAGAUUGCCCUUAUUUAUGGAUGAAUAAUAAUAAUAAUAAUAAUAAUAAUAAUAAUAAUAAUAAUAAUAAUAAUGACUACUUUUAUUUAAUUUGGGGUGAUUAUGUCUUAUUGUAAUAAUUUAGUUAAAGCUUUCUUAACGAUCCAUUGAUUCAAUGUAGUUCAAUUUAUGUUAUAUUUUAAUUUAAUUAGUAAGUAAAAG
Messenger RNA from Andrographis paniculata, 1213 nucleotides. Its product is annotated as methylesterase 17. Bases 206 to 1036 code for a protein of 276 amino acids. Gene Ontology annotation, molecular function: methyl jasmonate esterase activity; methyl indole-3-acetate esterase activity; methyl salicylate esterase activity. The record is from RefSeq and is a predicted model, not a curated record. Lineage: Eukaryota; Viridiplantae; Streptophyta; Magnoliopsida; Lamiales; Acanthaceae. Gene Ontology annotation, biological process: salicylic acid metabolic process; jasmonic acid metabolic process. The transcript is spliced from 4 exons.